Leptosia nina is the source of this 1110-nucleotide messenger RNA. The record is from the annotation of a GenBank genome assembly. NCBI's taxonomy places the organism in Eukaryota, Metazoa, Arthropoda, Insecta, Lepidoptera, Pieridae.
AUGCUUGGAAAAAAAGAAACAAAUCUUUUAACUCCCCUGCCAGAAGUAAAUAAUGUGAAGGAACAUGUGCAAACCACGAAAUAUAUCUUACAGUGGACCCUGCAGCACACUGUGCCUUUCGUGUAUAUGGGACAAGGAAAGGAUGGCUUCAUAAGCAGGGGCUGUAAAUAUACGAAUUGUAUUGUCACAAAUAACAGAUCACUGUUGGGGGACUACACUAAGUUUGAUGUGAUUGUUUUUAAUGGCCCAGAAGUAGUGACGUUAGACAAUAACAGUUUACCACAAAGAAGAUCACUUCAUCAAAAGUUUGUUUUUGGAUCCAUAGAAUCCGCUGAUAACUAUCCGAUUUGUUCAGAUCGGCUGGACAACUUUUUCAAUUGGACCUGGACAUAUAAAUUGAGUUCCGAUGCUAGAUGGGGUUACAUGAUUGUAAGAGAUGAAAAGAAGCAGAUUGUUGGACCGAACAUUAACAUGCAGUGGCUGGAUGAUGCCAAAAUGAAGCCGGUGAGCCAAGAAGUCAAAGAGGUUUUAUUGAAAAAAACAAAGGCAGCAGCGUGGUUUGUGUCGAACUGCUUGUCUAAGAGUAGGAGAAAUGAGUUCGCGUUAGACUUGGCGAUGGAACUAACGAAAUACGAUUUAACGAUAGAUGUUUUCGGACAUUGUGGAAAUUUGGAAUGCCCCCGAGACAAGGAAGAGCAUUGUGAUGAAAUGCUUAAAAGUGAUUAUUACUUUUAUUUGUCGUUUGAAAACUCGUUGGCUGAAGAUUAUGUUACGGAGAAAGUGCUCCAUGCAUUGAAGCAUCUUACAGUUCCAAUUGUGUUUGGAGGAGCCAACUACACAAGGUUCAUGCCAAAUGGUUCCUAUUUAAACGCAAGAGAGUUAGGAGUGAAAAAACUUGCAAAAAUAAUUAACGAUUUGAUUGAGAAUCAAGAAGAUUAUAUAGAAUAUUUCAAAUGGACAAAUCAUUAUUCCUAUCACACUCGAGCUGAAAGCAUAGAAACUGAUGAUUAUUGUGGGUUCUGUUCUAUACUUUUCAACGAGGAGUUGGUGAAGAAGGAAACAGUGUAUAAAGAUUUUAGAAAGUGGUGGGAUCCCCCUUUAAGAUGUUGA